Messenger RNA from Radiomyces spectabilis, 2337 nucleotides. RefSeq names its product subunit 17 of mediator complex-domain-containing protein. Gene Ontology annotation, cellular component: mediator complex; core mediator complex. Gene Ontology annotation, molecular function: transcription coregulator activity. The transcript is spliced from 9 exons. The coding region runs from base 35 to 2308 and encodes 757 amino acids. The record is from RefSeq and is a predicted model, not a curated record. Gene Ontology annotation, biological process: regulation of transcription by RNA polymerase II. Lineage: Eukaryota; Fungi; Mucoromycota; Mucoromycetes; Mucorales; Radiomycetaceae.
CAGGUUCAACUUGAAUCACGUCCAAUAUUCCACCAUGGGAGACAUAACGCCGUCUACUAAGCGUAUCAAGCUCUCAUUGGAGCCUUCGCUUGAACACAAAGCCGUCGAUAUCACGGAUACCGGUGAAGAAAUCCUGAAAGAUCAAGUUCCCUUGCAGGAGAAAUUGAUGCAAAAUGUCGAUCGCAUUUGGUUUGAACGCGGUGAUUGGCGUGACAUUUCCGAAUCUAAACUUGAAACUGCCAUUGACACGACCGAUGACACUGAAUCGCCGGUCCAAGCAGACACCACCGAAACACCACGUCCCAACGAUCCACUAUCGAAUGCCAUGGCCCCACCCCCAGGACUUGAUAUCAUUCGUUUGCGUGAAUCUGUUAUCAAUAAGCUCUUUCAUGCCAAGAGUGAAAUCGAUGUUGCUUUAGAUGUCAUCAACAUUUUGGCGGCGGGCAAUCGACCUACCAGUGCACCCAAAGAUCUCGUUCUACCUUCCGAGUCGCUUCAUGCCACUUAUGUUUCCAAACCAAAACCCACCACAAAAGCCCAACUGGAAGCGGCUCAGCUCACGCUAGGUCUGAAGCGCAAGCAACAAAAAACGGCAGCCGAGUUUUUGAAGACACGCGCAGCCGCGCUUCGCACUCUUGUUGAUAAGGAACAUGCUUUUUGGGAAGAGGCUAUGAACCUGCGUGGCAACAACUGGUUAAUGCAAGCUUCCGGCACGGGCAGCUCGUCUUUUCUCAUUCAGUACGGAUUCUCGGAUGUGGGGUCCGAGUUCAAGGAGACCUCGGUCGGAGAAAUGGCACGCAUGGAUGACGACGAUACCAAUGGCGACGCCAGUUCGGAUGUUCGAUUGACUUUACCGCAUAAUGUACCACAAAAAACAUCGGUCAAGAUUCAUCAUGACCCAUCCAACGGGUUUGGACUUUACUAUCCGCAAACAGACAGUGAUCGGAUGUACGAACCAACUCCCGCCAUGCAGAAUAACAAGGAUUUACAAGUUUUCCAUCUUCACACGGCAUCCGGCACUGACGUACAACGUCAGUUACAAGAUGCACAAGCAACCGUGUUUGAUGCAGAAUUGUUUGCAGAGAUUUUGGCGGAAGCUCAAACAUUGAGUAGUAACGUUCGCUUUGGUGAUAAUGAGAUUACCAUCAACAUCGAUGGGCAGAUGGAUUUAUCCAUUCAAAAACGGGACAUUCAACGAUCCGAAACGGACAACUUACCGUCUAAUUCAUCCAUGAUGCCGGUAGAUAACUUGGCGGGCAGUACAGUGAAUAUUGCCUUACGGCUACUCCUCAUCCAACGGCAUCGAUUCAAUAUAUGGAAAACGCGAGCACGUCUGUUACCAACCAAUCGAAAAGCACGACAGCUGCUAGCGGCAAUCGGAGAACCAGGAACUACUGGAUCGUUGACAGGUGGAGCCACGACAGGCAAUGGGGCAAAUCAGUCGCCUGCGAUGAAAAAUGUACGACCGCUAACGAUGCAACGGUCGUUGCCUCUGCAAGAUAAUCCAGCAUUUCCUCAUGAAGUGUCAGCGGCUGUGCCUGUAUUGACACCGGCGUUAUCCAUGACUCGAUUUUGGGCAUUUUUCAAUCGGAUACGCCGUAUUGUGUACGACGCCAUUGAUCCGCUGUGCGGUGAAGGUGGAGUCGCGCUGUCUGUCCAUUACAAGCUGCAUGAUCUUUACUCAGUGCCAGAUCAAUCCCUCCAUGAUGCAUACCCUAGUUACGGCGAACUCGCUGUGACUCUGAGUAUCAGCGUUUAUCAAGGACCUUCCAUCCACUUUAUCUUGGGUCAGUCAGGCACCAUCACUGCUUCAUUGCCUCAAACAACAGUGACAUUGACCGGCAUCUCGGAAUUUGAGGCCUUGUUGUUGCGUGAAAUUAACUUGAUCUGUCUGAGAAUGGCGUGCAAAGAAGCCAAUGAUGUGAUUCAAACCUCGUCUCUGUAUCAAAUGGCCACAGACAGCGAGAAAUCAAGAUUCUUGUGGAAGGUUGACCAGAUUGAAGAGUGUGUCCAUGGCUCCAUUUGCAUAUCUCCAUCCAACGACUCCACCACCCCAUCCAAACAGAUAUGGAAAUCCACCAAGGUGCAGCUUUUAAGAACACGCGUUCCGUGUUAUGAUACCUCGUCAUCGCUCACUACUCAAGCCGCUUAUGAAUUACAAUUCCAGAUCGGUGACGACGUUCACCCUUUGUUGAUCGCCAAAAGUUACACAAAAGAGGAACGAUUAGGCGACGGUUUCAAUUUCCAGGAACGGGUCCGAUUGACCAUGGAGAAAUUACUAGCCAAUCACACACAUGUCAAGUCAUGAGAAACGUUUUGAAAGCAUAAAAAAAGAGU